Messenger RNA from Zophobas morio, 1914 nucleotides. Its product is annotated as ATP-binding cassette sub-family C member 4-like. The transcript has 8 exons. Lineage: Eukaryota; Metazoa; Arthropoda; Insecta; Coleoptera; Tenebrionidae. Gene Ontology annotation, molecular function: ATP binding; ABC-type transporter activity; ATP hydrolysis activity. Gene Ontology annotation, cellular component: membrane. Gene Ontology annotation, biological process: transmembrane transport. The record is from RefSeq and is a predicted model, not a curated record. Bases 1 to 1914 code for a protein of 637 amino acids.
AUGCGUACCAGGAUGUGUACUAAAAUAGACGAGAGACUUGAAACGACUCAAGAGGCACUUUCAGCCAUCAAAACCAUCAAACUCUACUCUUGGGAAAAAUUUUUCGUUGACAGAAUCACAAAAGCAAGAAAGCAGGAAAUUAAAACUAUGUACGGAUUGUACUAUCUCAAUGGAGGUCAAUUUCCAGAGUGCAUCAUGUUUAUGGCAGAAGUAGUGGCUUCGUCAAAAAGAAUCAUGGAUUUUCUAAAUUUACCAGAAACAGAAACACCUUCCCAAGAUAUAUGUUCAACUGAAGCUAAAGUCACAUGCAAAAAUGUGGACGUUGCUUUUGACAAAACGAUUCUCGAAAAUAUCAACCUUACUAUUAGUACAGGAAUCACUUUCGUCACAGGACCAAAAAGCCAGUGGAAAAAGUACUCUUUUAAAGUUAAUACUUCAAGAACAUCAACCUUCCAGUGGUACUAUCCUAACACAAGGAAAAAUCUCAUACGCGUCGCAAGAUCCUUGGCUCUUCCCUUCAUCCAUCAAACAGAACAUUCUGUUCCGGGAAGAGUAAACGAUCUUAGAUAUCAAAAGGUAUUAAAAGUGUGUGCUUUAGAGUACGACUUAAAGUUGUUACCAGACAAAGAUGCUACGAUAGUUGAAGAUCGCGGUAUUAAGUUGAGCAAAGGCCAACAAGCUAGAAUUAACUUGGCACGAGCGGUUUACAAGAACGCCGAUAUUUAUCUUCUAGAUGAUUGUCUUUCAGCGUUAGACAACCAAGUGGGUGAUUUUAUUUUCGAAGAAUGUAUCAGAAAGUUUCUCCAAAAUAAAGUGGUAAUACUUGUAAGUCAUAACUCCCGGUAUUUGAAAAAGGUAGACCAGGUUUUAAUGGUAGAAAGUGGAAAUGUAAAACCAGUGAAGUUGUUGGAAAUUUUGGAAAAGUACAAAGAUGUCACUGAAGAUUUACAUUUGGAACACGAAAUUUUAAGGAAAAAUGUAAGAGAAAGGAAAGUUUACCAAGAAAUUAGUAAAAAGGGGGAAAUAAAAUCAGAAGUGUAUAAAAAGUACUUGCAUUUUUCUGGUGGUGUAGGCUCUCUUGUAGCUAUUCUUUUGUCCUACGGUGUUGCUCAGUUUGUUGUUAGUUAUCCCGAUAAACUACUCAGCGAAUGGGUCAAUCUUGAGCAAAAGCUUUCUAAUUUUACUUCACACAACGACACACUAGAUGAUAUUGUUGCAGAAACAGCUUCAUUAAAUCUUCACAAACACAUGAUAACCAACGUACUAAACGCCACCAUGCACUUCUUUGAUUCCACUUUUAUAGCUAGAAGUCCAGUCAUAGGUUACUUUCAUGCAUCUCUAGAUGGUUCAUUAACAAUCAAAGCUCAAUCAAUCCUGAGAAAUGAAUUCGAUCGCCACCAAAACGUGUACACUUCGGCCAGUUAUAUCUUCCAGUGUUCCAUGAAGUCGUUUGCUUUCUACGUAAACAUUCUUUGUACCGUUUUCAUUGCUAUAGUUGUUGCAAGAUUCGUAUUUUCUGAUGAAGAAUUCGCAGCCGGCAAUGUAGGACUCGCAAUAUCACAAGCGCUAAGAAUGACUUCUAUUUUACAAUGGGGUGUUAGAAUGGAAAAUUUUAUGACUUCAGUUGAGCAAGCACUGGAAUAUGGUGAAGUCAAACAAAAACCCAAAAAAGGUCAAAUUCAGGAUAACUGGCCGAAAAAGGGCGAAAUUCAAUAUUCGAACGUUUCUUUAUCUUAUAAUGAGUCAAACGAUUACAUUCUAAAAGAAAUACUAAACGUUAUCACCUUGUUAUUACCCCACGAUGGACAAUAUGAGUUAAAUAACAAAGUACGACCUUGCGAAGAAAGCGACGACGUUCUUAUUUAUGACUUCAUUGUCCCCAUCGGCAACUUCGACACAAUGGGCCUAUCAUAA